This is a messenger RNA of Ipomoea nil (Japanese morning glory), 1679 nucleotides long. Its product is annotated as protein TRAUCO. The record is from RefSeq and is a predicted model, not a curated record. Gene Ontology annotation, molecular function: protein binding; transcription cis-regulatory region binding. Gene Ontology annotation, cellular component: Set1C/COMPASS complex. The coding region runs from base 39 to 1481 and encodes 480 amino acids. The transcript has 3 exons. NCBI's taxonomy places the organism in Eukaryota, Viridiplantae, Streptophyta, Magnoliopsida, Solanales, Convolvulaceae.
CCUUUUCCAGCAAUCCGGCACGCUUGUGAGUCGUAAAGAUGGAGGACCUGAGAGCAACCUACAGAGACACGGAGGACGAGAGCAACGAAUCCUCCCUCAACACCACCGCCACAGCGACGGUCGCCGCCGACUCUCCCAUGACGGAAACGCCGCCAUCCGCCGCCGUCAACGGAGGAGCCGCCGCCGCUUCUGAAAUCACGGCGCCGCCCGAGUCCGAAAAUCAUAAUUCGGUUGCGAAACGCAAGUCUCCGGCGAAAUUGGCCAAGGCGUCUGAAACAGAAGAGGAAGAGGACGAAGAGAUUGAGGAGGAGGAGGAAUUGGAGCCUCCUACGAAGAAGCAUAAGCCACUAUCUCCUGUAACCCCGUCGUCGCCGGCUCAGCCGCCAGAUGUGGAACGAGCCGAGGGUGAAAUUACUGAUAUGCCCUUGGACACUCCGGUAGUCACCACUACGCCGACGAAGACUACUACCGAGGCGAAAGAGCCCGCUUCGAAGAGUAGCAAGAAGGCAAAAUCGAAGAAGAAGAAUAACAAUGUGUGGACGAAGCCCACUUCGAGAAAGGGGAAGAAGAAGAACAAAAACAACGGCAACCAGAACGGGAAUAAGAAGAAUGGGAACGAACAGGAAGCGGAGGACAAGGUGCUGAUAACUCCGAUUCCGAGGUUCCCGGAUAAGAAUGACGAUGGACCAGAGAUGAAAAUAUGCCUUUCGAAGGCCUACAAGGCAGAGAAAGUUGAGGUGAGCGAGGAUAGAUUGAGUGCUGGAAGUACUAAAGGCUACAGAAUGGUAAGGGCCACGAGAGGGGUGGAAGAAGGGGCAUGGUAUUUUGAGAUUAAGGUGAUGAAGUUGGGGGAGACGGGGCAUACACGGCUGGGGUGGUCCACUGAAAAAGGGGACCUUCAGGCGCCGGUUGGGUACGAUGGGAAUAGCUUUGGCUAUAGAGAUAUUGAUGGGAGCAAGAUACACAAGGCACUUAGGGAGAAGUAUGGGGAAGAAGGAUAUGGUGAAGACGAUGUUCUUGGAUUUUAUAUCAGUUUGCCAGAUGGGGAAAAGUAUGCGCCUAAUCCACCCCGCCUUGUUUGGUACAAGGGACAGAGGUAUAUGUGCUCAUCUGACCCUAAAGAGGACCCUCCAAAAAUUGUGCCUGGGAGUGAGAUAUCUUUCUUCAAAAAUGGCAUAUGUCAAGGUGUUGCUUUCAAGGAUCUUUAUGGUGGUCGUUACUAUCCAGCUGCUUCUAUGUACACACUUCCCAACCAGCCUAAUUGUGUUGUGAAGUUCAAUUUUGGCCCUGAUUUUGAAUGCUUUCCAGAGGAUUUUGGUGGGCGCCCAUUACCAAAGCCUAUGAUUGAAGUUCCAUAUCAUAGCUUUGAAGGAAGAGUUGAGAAUGGUAAUCAGUGGCAUUCGGUCAGAAUGUGCCCGAUGCUCAAAGUGGUAAAUCAACAAGAUUGUAAUAAUGUGGAAGCUGCUGAAAUGAACAGCUAAGCUUGUGGAUAUACUCAGGUUGGUUGUGUUUAAACUUUGUAAAUGAAAUCUGUAGAAAGCUACAUAUCUUCUAAUUUUCCAGAUUUUACCUAGUUGUAAUAUUAUUAGUGCCUAGAGAACUUACUCUUGCUGAAAGAGAGAGUUGGCAAACUUCCCAUCGGUUUCCAUUUGCACAUUGUGUACCUUUUCUUAUGGACU